UGCAGGAAUAUAGCUUAAUGUGAUGGCAGGCUCCAAUCUUUUCAUUCCUCUUGCUUUAGUCCUCCUCCCUCUUCUUAUCCUCAUAUUCAUUCUCAAGCAUUUCAAAACUUCAUCAUCAAAGUCCCUUCCACUUCCUCCAGGUCCAAAUCCAUGGCCUUUAGUAGGCAAUCUCUUUCACAUGGGAAAGAUGCCUCAUGUUACUCUAUCAAACUUUGCCAAAACCUAUGGCCCUCUCAUCUCUCUAAAGCUAGGUACACAAAUCAUGGUUGUUGCUUCAUCACCUGCUGCUGCCACAGAAAUUCUUAAGACCCACGAUCGUGUUUUGUCAGCUCGAUAUGUUCCUCAAGUGAUGCCACUCAAGAGAUCGGAACUCAACAACAUAUCGCUUGGAUGGUCACUUGAAUGUGGUGAAGGAUGGAAGUAUUUGCGAACCAUUUGUCGAACUGAGUUGUUUUCAAGCAAAGCUAUAGAGUCUCAAGCAUGUUUAAGGGAGGAAAAAGUGAUGGAGAUGGUUAAAUUUAUAGAUGGAAAGGAAGGCAAGGUAGUGAAUAUUGGAGAGAUAACAUUUACUUGUGUGUACAACACGUUGAGUAAUUUGCUUUUGUCAAAAAACAUUUUCAGCUUUGAGAAUGAUGGUUGUGAGGGAAAAGAACUGAAAGCACUUGUAAGGACAAUCAUGGAGAUAGCUAUGUCUCCAAAUAUAUCGGAUUUCUAUCCGAUUUUGAGCGGAUUAGAUCUUCAGGGAAUAAAGAGGAAGGGUAAGGAAUUGGGGGAGCAGAUUAAUGCUUACUGGACUGCCAUCAUCAGAGAAAGAAAAGAAGCAAAAGAAAAUUCUUCUUCAAGAGAUGGCAGAGAUUUUCUUGAUGCUUUGAUUGAAAAUAAUUUCAGUGACGUUCGCACCAAUAGCCUUCUUCAGGAGUUGUUCACUGCUGGAACAGACACAACUAGCUCAACAAUUGAAUGGGCAAUGGCAGAACUAAUAAAGAAUCCAGAAUCAAUGAAGAAAGUCGAACACGAACUGGAAAGGGAAAUCAAACAAGAUGUGGUGAAGGAAUCUCAACUCCCUCAACUAACUUACCUACAAGCAUGCGUAAAAGAAACAUUAAGGCUGCAUCCUCCAGUACCACUUCUCGUACCUCACCGUGCAAACGAAUCGUGUCAAGUGAUGAACUAUUCAGUUCCAAAAGACUCUCAAGUACUUGUAAAUGUGUGGGCGAUUGCGCGAGACCCUCUGUACUGGGAAGAUCCACUAACAUUCAAGCCAGAACGGUUUCUCAGCUCAACAUUGGAAUUCAAAGGUGCUGAUUUUGAAUUUCUACCAUUUGGUGCAGGGAGGAGGAUCUGCCCCGGACUACCAAUGGCCAUAAAGCAGGUGCCUUAUGUCCUUGCUUCGCUCAUCCACUUCUUUAACUGGUCCCUUCCACAUGGUGAAGAUCCCAAGACGCUAGAUAUGAGCGAGAAGUUUGGCAUAGCAUUACAGAAAGACAAGCCUCUGCUUCUAGUUUCUAGUCCUAGGGUUGGAAAAUAAAUCGAGUGCACACUACCUCUGCUUCUUAUUAUUGUUCUGUCUUUCAACUACAGCAAUGAUUGUUCAGUUUCUUGAACCUUGUGUAUGAUUGUGGUGUUUUCUCUGAAGUCUGACUGUGUUUGUUCAUUGUCUUCCAUGUGUUUGACGGUUUGCCACUCGAACUGUAUUACCGGUCAAGUGGCUGAAAAUUAUGUUUGUGAAAAUGUUUGGAAUCUUGCAUUGAAUUGUUUACUUUGUUGGGUUUAGUUCAUUUUGGAACCUGUCGGUAUGACCCAAUCUCGACAAACUGAAAGGCCUAUUCAUUGCGUGAUGGGCGUUUCAUAGAUCAAGUGUACUUUGGAAUCUUGCAUUAAAUUGUUUGCUUUGUCAGGCUUAGUCCAUUUUGGAAGCUGAGGCUAUUUUUUGAUAAUUGAUGAACCACCCAGCACAGCAUGCCCUUCGGAUAGUUGCGUGGGCGUAAAUCUCGGCCCAUCAGAACAUUCUGCACCAUGUUGGCGAUGGGUAAGACUAGCCAAAGCCUAUGUGGGUAGGAGUUCGGAAGUGAGACAAGCCCAGAGAACCAUGAUUCCAAAAGAAAAUAUCCAAAUUUGUUGGUUAAAGCUUGUCGCUUUAAUCCUCCUCUUCUCAUCCUCCUAUUCAUUCUCAAGCAUUUCAAAGCUUCAUCAUCAAAGUCCCUCCCACUUCCUCUAGGUCCAAAUCCAUGGCCUUUAGAAGGCAAUCUCUUUCACAAGAGAAAGAUGCCUCAUGUAUUGUGUUUUUUUAAGGUCAUUUGCUCCAAUAAGAAUAUGACAAGGAUUUUGUUUAUUAUGUUACUGUUUAAAACAGUAACAUGAAUAUGUCUGAAUGAUUUGGUAGAACUUGGCAAAUUGUUUCACAUCCAACACUCAUAAACUCAACAAAAUCCUGAACGAAAAUCAUGUACUCACAUCUACACCUGGAUGAAAGAAGGAAGAAUAGAAACAAUAGAUCUAAACCCUUUUAACCAUUAAAUUGUGAAAAAAAAAGAUCUAAAGAGAGAGGAGUCUUUAGGGACAAAACCCUCAAACACUCAAGGGUUUUUUAGGGACAAAACCCACAUGAGUCUUUGGCUCAAUGUGGGACAAUACGUCAAUACCUCAAGUGUUGUUGGGUCCAACCUCUCUCCUCUAUUCAUUAUUCAAAUUAUCAAAUUAGUAAGCAAUCUCUUUCCCAUGAGAAAGAUGCCUCAUGUUACUCUAUCAAACUUUGCCAAAACGUAUUGCCAUCUCAUCGCUCUCAGCUAGGUACACAAAUUUUGGUUUUAGCUUCAUCACCUGCUACUGCCGCAGAAAUUCUUAAGACCCACGAUCGUGUUUUUUUUUUUUUUUUUUUUUUUUUGCGCAAGACAUGUCUCUCAGGCCAUGCCGAUCGAGACAUCAAAACUCAAUGACAUACUCUUGGAUGGAAUCUUGAAUGUGGUGAAGGAUGGAAGUAUUUGUGAACAAUUUUUCAUACUGAGCUGUUCUUAGGAAAGGCUAUAGAGUCUCAAGCAUGUUUGCGAGAGAAAAAAAUGAUGGAGAUGCUUAAGUUUAUAGGUGGAAGGGAAGAUCAGGUGGUGAAUAUUGGAGACAUAGCAUUUACUGCUGUGUACAACAUGUUGAGCAAUUCCAAAGACAUUAUCAGCUUUGAGGACAACAAUGGAGGGGAUGGAGGGUUGAAAAUGGUUAUGAGAACCUUCAUAGAGAGUUGCUUCCCCAAACGUAUCAGAUUACUAUGCGAUCCAACGUAGAUUAGAUCUUCAGGGUCUAAGAAAGAAAGCCAACAGAGCAAGUGAAAAGAUCCAUGCUUCCUGGACUUUCAUCAUCAAGGAAAGAAGAGAAAUUAAAGAAGUGUUUUCAAGAGAUCGAGAUUUCCUGGACUGAAUGAUUGAAAACAAUUUUGCAGAUGACUUAACCAAUCAACUACUAUUGGUCUGAUCUCUUUCUUUCUCUCUCGCACACAUACACAAACAUUUUGAAAACCAAUAAAUUGUUCCUGAACAGAAAACAAGUCUCAUGCUUCAUAGUUAUUUUGACAGGUACUGUUCACAGCUGGAACAGAUACCAGUACCUCAACAAUUGAAUGGGCCAUGGCAGAACUAAUAAAGAAUCCAUAAUUCAUGAAAAAAAGUUUUAGAAGAACAUUAAAGGGAAGUCAAACAAGAUGCGGUG
Molecule: messenger RNA, 3696 nt
Organism: Tripterygium wilfordii
Lineage: Eukaryota; Viridiplantae; Streptophyta; Magnoliopsida; Celastrales; Celastraceae
Product: probable (S)-N-methylcoclaurine 3'-hydroxylase isozyme 2
Exons: 2
Coding region: 23-1528 (501 amino acids)
Molecular function (GO): heme binding; oxidoreductase activity, acting on paired donors, with incorporation or reduction of molecular oxygen; monooxygenase activity
Source: RefSeq, a predicted model, not a curated record